ACCCACAGAUGGCUAAAAGCAGCUGGCCUCAAGCCAGAAACCGAGGGCUUUAUCAUCGCAGCUCAAGAUCAAAGCCUCUUAACACGCUGGUACCAACAGAACAUCCUCAAGAAGCCUGACGUGGACCCAAAAUGUAGACUGUGUGGCCGUUUCGACGAGACCAUCGACCACCUGGUCUCUGGCUGCCCUGAACUGGCUAAAACUGAAUACAUCCACCGCCACAACAAGGCAGCUGCACACAUGCACUGGAAGAUCUACAGAGAGUUUGGCAUUGAGGUGAAGGAACGAUGGUAUGAGCAUGAACCCGAGACUGACACCGAGAGUGCCAGCUUCACUAUUCUGUGGGACAUGCCAAUCCACACCGACAGGACCACAGCAGCAAAUACGCCGGACAUUGUGCUAAAGAACAAGAAGGAUAAAACUUCCCUUCUCAUUGACAUGACUAUACCCCUCGACACCAACACCUCAGUCAAAACCACGGAAAAGCUUACAAAAUACAAAGACUUGGAAAUCGAGGUUGAGCGAAUGUGGAGGCUCAAAACAACACCAUCAAGAAGGACAUGGAAAACUACUCCAACAAAAUCCCUGGCAACAUCAACAUACAUGAACUCCAGAAAAUAACUCUCCUUUCUAUAGCCCACCUUCUCAGGCGGGUCCUCUCCAUAAAGUAGAAACCGUCUUUGCCUCCCAAAGUCCAUGGUUUGGACUCUGGUGUUGAGAGAGAAAAUAAUAAUAAUAAUAAUAAUAAUAAUAAUAAUAAUAACAAUAAUAAUAAUAAUAAUAAUAAUAAUAACAUAUUGUAUAUGGAUGCGAGGUAUUAGCCAAAACAGAGUACAUCUCCAGGCGCAAUAAUGCUGCAGCAUAUCUCCAUUGGAGCAUCUGUAAAGAUCAUGAUGUAGAGAUUACAGACAAAUGGUACGAACAUGAGCCAGAGACCGUGAUGCACAAUAAAGAUAACAACAUCACCAUCAUGUGGGGCAUGCCAGUCAAUACUGAUAGAACUAUAACAGCGAACAGACCAGACAUCAUCGUUAAAGAUUCAGUGAAUUCCACCUGCAAACUGAUUGAUAUGACUGUUGCAUCAGAUAGAAACAUCGCACUGAAGGAAACUGAAAAAAAAAGCAAGUACAGAGACCUAGAACUAGAAAUACAGAGAAUGUGGCAUACGAAAACCGUAGUAAUCCCUGUGGUUGUUGGUGCGCUUGGUACAGUGAAGAAGAGUAUGGUAGAAAACAUCAAGAAAGUAUCAGAGAGAGCAACUAUGACAGAGAUUCAAAAGAUCUGCAUGCUGGGAUCUGCGCGC
Messenger RNA from Porites lobata, 1303 nucleotides. NCBI's taxonomy places the organism in Eukaryota, Metazoa, Cnidaria, Anthozoa, Scleractinia, Poritidae. The record is from the annotation of a GenBank genome assembly.